AUUUAAGUCCACUGCAGCUUUGAAGUUAAUUCUUGAUGAGAUGAAUGGGAGAAUUAGGGGAAGCAAAGCAGAAGCGGUGAUGAAGGCUCCAUCAAAAGAUGGAAACUCAUUUGGAGAAGCAAUAUAUGGAGCAGGCACAGAUAUCAUCAGAACUGAAUUGGGUGCUUAUGGAGAAAAGCUCUUAUGUUCAAGCUCAGCCUAUGUGCAUGGCAAUAUAAGCAGAUAUCUGUCCAAUCCUCAGUAUUAUUUUCAAGUGAAUGAUGACUACGUGAAGAACAAGUUGAAAAUAAUCUUGUUUCCAUUUCUACACAGGGGACAUUGGAUGAGAAGCACAGAGAAAGUUGGUGGAGAACUUUCAUAUAAGCCUCCUAUUUAUGAUAUUAAUGCUCCUGAUCUCUACAUUCCUCUCAUGGCAUUUGGUACCUAUCUCAUUUUGGCUGGCUUCUUCUUGGGCAUCAAUGGCAAGUUUAGCCCAGAAGCUUUAAGUGUGCAAUUGACAAAUGGACUGCUGUGCUGGUUAUUCCAAGUCCUGAUCCUUGAAGCUACCUUGCACACAUUAGGUGAUGGAGAUGUGCCUUUGCUUGAUGUUGUGGCCUAUGGGGGAUAUACAUUUGUCGCGGUGUCAUUGGCCAUCCUAGCAAGGAUUGCUUGUAGAUAUUUCUUCUAUACCACAACAUUAUGGGAAUGCUUUUGUAUGGGAAUGUUCUUUGUGAAGAUCAUGAAGAGAAUUCUGAUUGCAGAAAUGAGAAGUUGUGAUAAGCACUCAAGCAAACGCCACUAUCUAUUGCUUUUAGUGGCCAUUGCUCAAAUUCCACUCCUCUUUUGGCUUGGUAGUGUUGGCCUUUGACUUGUAAUAAUGCAUCAUAAGAAAAUACUUGUUGGGAAUUUAAAAUAGGAGCCAGCUUGGAUAAUAAAUGUGGAGCAAGCUUAUUCAUACUUUAUUUAUCGUGUGUGACACGUCAGUCUAUUUAUUACACGCGUAUUUUAUGACUCCUACUAUAAAUUAAGAAGAUAACUAGUGCGUAGAAGGUUGACAUCUUAUCUUAAUUGGUUGACAUCACGCUUGAUUCAUCUAAUCUAUAUUGAGACAUAUCUCCCUAAUCACUUAUGAUUGGUCGGGUUUGCAUCUAAUACAUAACCUUAGAGAAGUCUACCUAUCUGU
Manihot esculenta (cassava) is the source of this 1162-nucleotide messenger RNA. RefSeq names its product protein YIF1B-like. The coding region runs from base 41 to 847 and encodes 268 amino acids. Gene Ontology annotation, biological process: endoplasmic reticulum to Golgi vesicle-mediated transport. NCBI's taxonomy places the organism in Eukaryota, Viridiplantae, Streptophyta, Magnoliopsida, Malpighiales, Euphorbiaceae. The record is from RefSeq and is a predicted model, not a curated record. The transcript has 4 exons. Gene Ontology annotation, cellular component: Golgi membrane; COPII-coated ER to Golgi transport vesicle; endoplasmic reticulum-Golgi intermediate compartment.